AGUGCCUAUUCGCCUUUCCAGACAUCGUCAAUUAGUCCAGGCAGGGCCUCUUUCACCUCUGUCCGGGCCACGACCUGAUCCUUUCUUGUUCGCACGAUCACGAUCAACAAAUCACAUCUGUAUAGUCAAAGCCCCCCCUCCAUUCAAGGUCUGCAUUCCCCCUUCACCCAAUCACAUCCACCUGCUUCUUGCCAAUUCCACCUCCGCACGCAUUCGUCAAGAUGGGCAGCGAACCUUUCGUGCCUCCUCCCACGGAUCUCAUCACCUUGACCAGGCACGUGCUUGGAGAGGGCUUUCAAAGGGCAGAGAAGAGCGCUGCCAGCGGUGAUCUCACCAUCCUGCUCAGCAGCUUGCAGACCACCUGCAAAUUCAUCGAGAGCAUGGUCCGCAAGGCUAGCUUGAUCAACUUGAUCGGUUUGGCUGGAGAAACCAACUCUACUGGAGACGACCAAAAGAAGCUAGACGUGCUCUCCAACGAGAUCAUGAUCAAUGCCCUACGCGCAUCUGGCAAGACUGCGGUGCUCGUGUCCGAGGAGAAUGAUGAAGCAAUCUUUGUAGGCGAAAAGAAGGAGGGCAGUACGUUCGAAGAGACACGGGGCAAGUACUGCGUCGUCUUCGACCCUCUGGACGGAAGCAGCAACAUUGAUGCUGGUGUGAACAUUGGAACCAUUUUCGGAAUCUACCUCGUGCGCGAUGGUAGCAAGGGCACGUUGGAGGAUGUGCUGCGACCUGGAACCGAGAUGGUGGCUGCGGGCUACUGCAUGUACGGCUCUAGCGCCAACUUGGUUCUCACUACUGGGAAUGGCGUGAACGGUUACACGCUGGACAAUCAGAUUGGAGAGUUCAUCUUGACCCACCCCAACAUCCGUCUUCCAGACAGAGGAAAGAUUUACUCUAUCAACGAGGGCAACUCUGCAUACUACCACGAGCCGGUGCUCAAGUACCUGGACUCGAUCAAAUUCCCCAAAGGAGAGGGCAAGAAACCGUACUCUGCCAGAUACAUCGGAUCCAUGGUGGCAGAUGUGCACAGAACCUUGUUGUAUGGAGGCAUCUUCGGUUACCCCGACGACAAGAAGAGCAAGAACGGCAAGCUGAGAUUGUUGUACGAAGCCUUCCCAAUGGCGCUGCUCACCGAGCAAGCUGGAGGUGUUGCUACGACUGGCACAAAGCGUAUCCUCGAGAUCCAGCCCAAAACCAUCCACGAGCGUUGCGGUGUCUUCCUCGGCUCCAAAGAUGAUGUCAACGACUUGCUCAAGUUCUACCAGUAAUGCUCAACUACACGGGCUGACGAGACGCUCGCGGACCGAGUCGCCAAAAGACAUCCGUCCGAAAUACAUCAUGUGCAAAAGUUUUGAGAGGGGAAAUCGCAGGUGCCCAAAGUGGGCGCAUGCACGAGCAAAAACGACGAGGACCAUCGA
This is a messenger RNA of Ceraceosorus guamensis, 1418 nucleotides long. Its product is annotated as putative FBP1-fructose-1,6-bisphosphatase. Gene Ontology annotation, cellular component: cytosol; cytoplasm. The coding region runs from base 222 to 1268 and encodes 348 amino acids. Gene Ontology annotation, biological process: gluconeogenesis; fructose metabolic process; sucrose biosynthetic process. Gene Ontology annotation, molecular function: fructose 1,6-bisphosphate 1-phosphatase activity. The transcript is spliced from 3 exons. NCBI's taxonomy places the organism in Eukaryota, Fungi, Basidiomycota, Exobasidiomycetes, Ceraceosorales, Ceraceosoraceae. The record is from RefSeq and is a predicted model, not a curated record.